Molecule: messenger RNA, 2584 nt
Organism: Bradysia coprophila
Lineage: Eukaryota; Metazoa; Arthropoda; Insecta; Diptera; Sciaridae
Gene: atl
Product: atlastin GTPase
Molecular function (GO): GTPase activity; GTP binding
Source: RefSeq, a predicted model, not a curated record
UCCAACAAAAUACGCAUACAAAAACAAGCGAAUUGAAAUUUCGUUCCAGCGACAAUGAGUGUCUUUAUCAGUGGAAAAUUAGUUAUACAGAUUAGUGAUGAAUUAAGAGCUGACAAUCAAUUUUUUCGUAAAAAUAUCAAUGAAAAAAUGCCUAGCAAUGAUGUUGCAUAUGUUGAGGAAAUCAGCACCAAAAUGACAGCGCAACCAUUACAGAUCGUAACGACUGGCGAAAAUCACACAUUUGUCUUAGACGAAGACACACUUACCGAUGUAUUACUGCAGAAUAACCUUAAAGAUCGCUUUGUGGUUGUGGUUUCAGUAGCUGGUGCGUUUAGGAAGGGCAAAAGUUUUUUACUGGAUUUCUUUUUGAGAUACAUGUAUUCAAAGUAUGAUCAUAAAAAUGUCGGAACGAAAGUAAACGAUUGGUUGGGCGAUGAAAAUGAACCACUGUCUGGGUUUUCGUGGCGAGGUGGAUCGGAACGUGACACAACCGGUAUAUUGAUGUGGUCGGACAUCUUUUUGCAUGACUAUGCGAAUGGUGAAAAAGUGGCUAUCAUCUUGCUGGACACACAGGGAACAUUUGAUAGUCAAAGUACAGUUCGAGAUUGUGCCACCGUUUUUGCAUUGAGUACAAUGUUGUCGUCGGUGCAAAUCUACAAUCUAUCGCAAAAUAUACAAGAAGAUGAUCUUCAACAUCUGCAGCUAUUCACCGAGUACGGACGAUUGGCGUUGGCCGAUUCGGGAAAGAAACCGUUUCAGCGAUUACAGUUUUUGGUACGCGACUGGAGUUUUCCGUAUGAAGCCGAGUACGGUGCAGCCGGCGGUCAGACAAUUCUUCAACGACGAUUGGAACUAUCCGACAAACAACAUCCCGAAUUGCAAUCGUUGCGAAAGCACAUAUCGUCCUGCUUCUCGGAAAUAGCCUGUUUUCUAAUGCCACAUCCAGGACUGACGGUAGCUACCAAUCCGAAUUUCGACGGUCGAUUGGCUGAUAUUACGCCGGAAUUCAAGCAACACUUACGAUCAUUGGUGAUCAUGCUACUCUCGCCGGAAAAUUUAAUUGUGAAACAAAUCAAUGGACAAAAGGUGCGGGCACGUGAUCUUAUUCAAUAUUUUAAAUCGUACAUGGCAAUAUAUAAGGGCAAUGAACUACCGGAACCGAAAAGUAUGUUAGUGGCUACAGCCGAAGCAAAUAAUUUAACAGCAGUGGCCGCUGCUAAGGAACUAUACACACAAUUAAUGGAAGAUGUAUGUGGUGGCACAAAGCCGUAUUUAAAUACAGGACAUCUUGAAGCUGAACAUCUUCGAAUCAAAGAUAAAUCUUUACAUCAAUUUCAAGCUAAACGGAAAAUGGGCGGAGAGGAAUUUUCUCAGAAAUAUUUGGAACAGUUGGAGAUCGAUUUAGAGGAGAAUUACAAUAGUUUUAAAGCAUAUAAUGAGAGUAAAAAUAUAUUUAAGUCUGCUCGAACGCCAGCAGUAUUCUUUGCAAUAGCCGUAGUGAUGUACAUAUCCAGUGGUCUCUUUGGUCUCUUUGGUUUAUACACGUUUGCCAAUUUUUGCAAUUUGGUUAUGGGCAUCGCGUUGCUUACGCUUGUUAUGUCUGCAUAUAUCAGUUAUAGCGGUGAAAUGACACACUUUGGAGUGUAUAUAGAUGACCUAGCAACGUUUUUGUGGGAUAAUUUUACAUUAAAAUUUAUAUUCGGACGCAGAGGUAACACAGGAAUUUACAGCAAAAUUGGACGGAACAAGGUGAUGAAACCGAUCUAUGAAGGUUGUAUGGAAAAGGGCGUCCAACACGUAACAACACAGGCAACUGCACAAAUUGUGAAUGCGGCUGCAUCGUCACGAUCACAUGCCAAUGGCAAAGUGAAGUCAUCAUGAAAUUACGCCAACAAUAACAACAACAACAUUGAAUCAUCAAUUGACCAGCAGAUAAAAUCACAAGUAAAAAUAAUUCAUCCGACAAAUGUCACCGUUACCGGAUUCACAGCUAAUCCGGUGAAAGAUAAUCAACAAUUUGCCAGUAAUAAGAGGAAAUCGAAAAAGUUGAAAAAAUCUGUGCCUAAAUGAAAUUAGUUUCGAAACGUUUCUUUUUGUUUAGUUCCUUUUCUGUGGUUCUCCGAUAAAACAUAAAGCCCGUACAAACUGAGUCAUUGGUUUUCCGUGUAUAAUUCCGGCGAAGUUUUUUUUUUGUGUCGAAAAAUAGUGUUUUUUAUACCAAGGUUUCUCUGAGAAAAUCAAACGUUCUGUUUCAAAAAACAAAGAAUCAGCAAAAAUGAAUCCAAUUCUUCCAAAUUACGACGAUAAAAGCUUUCGUUCCCCCUUAAAUAUUGAUUUGUUUUCGUAAUUCCUUCUCUCUCACAUUUUUUUUUAAUUAAAUUAAAUUUUGCAUUUUAAUUUGUUCUCAAUUUUUUUUUUACAAAUUUAUUUAAUUUAGUGCUUUUGUUCAGUUGUUUUUUUUUUCUUCUUCUGCAAACUAAUCUAAUUAAAUGGGAAAAAGGAUUUUUAUUUAAAUUAUACGUAACUUAAGGCAUGUUGUUCACAUCAUUUCAAAUAAAAUUAUCAAAUCUUUUGUUUAACUUAA